Pan troglodytes (chimpanzee) is the source of this 3963-nucleotide messenger RNA. RefSeq names its product LUC7 like 2, pre-mRNA splicing factor (gene LUC7L2). The transcript is spliced from 15 exons. The record is from RefSeq and is a predicted model, not a curated record. Lineage: Eukaryota; Metazoa; Chordata; Mammalia; Primates; Hominidae. Gene Ontology annotation, biological process: mRNA splice site recognition. Bases 1840 to 2859 code for a protein of 339 amino acids. Gene Ontology annotation, molecular function: mRNA binding. Gene Ontology annotation, cellular component: U1 snRNP.
CCCUUCCCCUUAUCCCCCAGCCCAAAAGGGCCCGGUCUGCGCCCCACCCCCGCCCGUCCGCCCGCUACGCCGCCGCCAUGUCGGCGCAGGCCCAGAUGCGCGCGAUGCUGGACCAGUUGAUGGGCACCUCCCGGGACGGGCCCUGGUGGUGGCAACCGCCUGUGUGCCACUGAAAAUCGUGCCGAUGCCUGGCAUACUGCAUAAAUGGAAGCAGGGUACCGCGUGAGUUGAAACAUUGGUCACACUAUAUAAAGUUUGUAUAUGUGAAUCAGUGUAACUCAUACCCAUAUAACUGGGGGUCUGACUGUAUUUGGAUUUUUCUGAUAAGGCAUCAUGGGCUAAGGAAAAGAGCACUGGGCUGAGACUCAGGAGACCUGGUUUCUAGCCCCAGCUGUACCUCUAAUUGUAACCUUGGCCCAGAAAACAAUAAAAGUAUCACUUCAUAUAACAUUGCAUCGUUCCUGGAUUCUCUACAGUUGUUUAGUUCUCCUCAAGUAAGCAUAUGCUUCUGAGACAUUCUUUUACUUCAGGUAACUAUAAGCAAAACAAAGAAAAAUCAUUUUGUCUAUUUCUGCAUCAGUUCUAUAAGGAGCAAGUAAAUUCUUUUAUUUUCGUUUAGGUUGGAUGUUGUCAUAUAAGGAUAGAUGGUAGUGUUCAACGUGUUCAAGAUGGGUAGUAGGAAUUCAAUGGCCAUGAGGUGUCAUGGAUCAAGGUCAGGUUUAGUGAAUCAGGUACUCUUCAGUAACAGGUGGUUCAUACAAAGCAUUGAAGCUUAAAGUUGCUGUGAGUUCAGCCAGCAGGAGGGUUGAGAAGACAGGCAGAUGGUUUAAAACUAAAGGUCAAUAAGUGGGCAAGACUAGUUAAAUGAGGCAGAUACUCCCCAAAGAUGGAAUUCCAGAAAGGUGCUUGAAAAGGACUGAGUUCUUAAAGCCUACUGCUGUUAGUAUGUAGAGUUCUUGAGGAAACAAGCAGUUUGGCAUAACUUAAUCUACUAAGAAACUAUAAGAAGAUGAAGGAAGUUGGAACAUCUUACUGGAAAAAGAAUGAGGGAGUGAAGAGGGAAUCUUGUGAAUUCAAAACUUGCAGAAAAGCUAUUCUGUUUCCUUUUUGUUUAGGUUCUCAUGCACUAGCAGCUGCUAGAAUAGAUAUUGGAAGGCAGGGCCAAAAUAGGUCAGUUAUUCAGUUUUGCAAGAUUAUUGAGGAUAUAGAGAAAUUAAUUUGUGAAAACUCUGAAAUCAUCUGCAGCUCCAUGUUUUUGUUUGAACUGAAUAACUUAGGACUUUGAGAAGUCAAAGCCGUCAGAAAGUAACAUGAAGUCCAUUCAGCUGAAUAAAUGUCAUAUUUUGCUAUUAGCAUAGAAAAGAAUCUUUAAAACUUCUUUCCAAAAAGCACUCAGUAUUGACCCAUAUGUUCCAGUGUAGUUGUGAACCAUGUACAACUGAUGUUUGACUUAUUUGACUCAACAUGAAAGGAAUUUAACCAGCUGCCCUUGCUGAAUCUUGUCUCCUGAAUAUGCCUUCACAGUUGUUGAUCACAUAGCAUGGUCAUCCACUCACAGCUUAAAAAAAUACAGGGAGCAUCGGAGAGAAUGGGUUCAAUGUAUCUAUGCCUGCCUACCUCAAUCUGCAAGGGAGUGUCAGAAAGGCCCCGCAUUCGCCAAGCCCAGCAAAAGGGAGACACUUCAGCUGGAACAAAAUAGUGGAAGAAAUGGCGUCUGGGGUUCAGUGGGGAUUCGCAGUGUGAGAUACAACUCGUCAACGAAUCAAAUUCAGUGAUGACAGAGUAUGCAAGAGUCACCUUCUCAACUGUUGUCCUCAUGAUGUCCUUUCUGGAACUAGAAUGGAUCUUGGAGAAUGUCUGAAAGUCCAUGACCUGGCUUUAAGAGCGGAUUAUGAAAUUGCAUCCAAAGAACAAGAUUUUUUCUUUGAACUUGAUGCCAUGGAUCAUCUGCAGUCAUUCAUUGCAGAUUGUGAUCGUAGAACAGAAGUGGCCAAGAAAAGAUUAGCAGAAACUCAAGAAGAGAUUAGUGCUGAAGUAGCAGCAAAGGCAGAACGUGUUCAUGAGUUAAAUGAAGAAAUUGGUAAAUUGUUAGCCAAGGUGGAACAACUAGGAGCUGAAGGGAAUGUGGAGGAAUCCCAGAAAGUAAUGGAUGAAGUAGAGAAAGCACGGGCAAAGAAAAGAGAAGCAGAGGAAGUUUAUCGGAAUUCUAUGCCAGCUUCCAGUUUUCAGCAGCAGAAACUUCGAGUCUGUGAAGUCUGCUCUGCCUAUUUAGGACUUCAUGAUAAUGACAGACGACUGGCUGAUCAUUUUGGGGGUAAACUGCACCUGGGAUUUAUUGAAAUAAGAGAGAAGCUUGAAGAAUUAAAGAGAGUCGUAGCUGAGAAGCAGGAGAAAAGAAACCAGGAACGGCUGAAACGAAGAGAAGAAAGAGAGAGAGAAGAAAGGGAGAAGCUGAGGAGGUCCCGAUCACACAGCAAGAAUCCAAAAAGAUCCAGGUCCAGAGAGCAUCGCAGACAUCGAUCUCGCUCCAUGUCACGUGAACGCAAGAGGAGAACUCGAUCCAAAUCUCGGGAGAAACGCCAUCGCCACAGGUCCCGCUCCAGCAGCCGUAGCCGCAGCCGUAGCCACCAGAGAAGUCGGCACAGUUCUAGAGAUAGGAGCAGAGAACGAUCCAAGAGGAGAUCCUCAAAAGAAAGAUUCAGAGACCAAGACUUAGCAUCAUGUGACAGAGACAGGAGUUCAAGAGACAGAUCACCUCGUGACAGAGAUCGGAAAGAUAAGAAGCGGUCCUAUGAGAGUGCUAAUGGCAGAUCAGAAGACAGGAGGAGCUCUGAAGAGCGCGAAGCAGGGGAGAUCUAACUAGCUGUGUACAUUUCUUCAGUCCUUAAGCUUCCUACGGAGUUACGUACUAUUGUUUAGUUCACAGCUGUUCAGGGUGACAGUGAGCAGAUCCAGACACCAGAUCCAGCUAGGCUAGAUGUACAGUAUCUAACUUGAUCUGAACUGAACCUGUUUUCCUUGAUGAUGCCUAAAACUACAUCCAUAGUUUCUGGUGAACCUGUAAUACAGUUCUGAAAGUACAGUUUUAUAUAAUAAGAUGCUGAUCUCUUUAUUCUUUCAAGUAAGAGUGCUAGUGAACAAAUUGUGUUACUUGCCUUGGGAUUUUUUGAACGUUUGUAAAAUGCUGUCUUCCUAGUCCAAACAGCUGCAGCUUUGGGCAUUUUUCUUUUUAAUUAUUCUUCCUCUGACUUUGUAUCCCUUAAUACCUACACUCUCCAAUUGUAAGAGAAAGGGGGCAGGGAAGCAAUAUAGCUUCCAUUCUAAGGCUGUAUUCCCGUUAUGAAUUACUAGCUGAUUACAGUUCAGAGCAUUGAUCCUGGAAUGUGUGCUGGAGAAAUUUAAAAUACUGGGGUUUUUUGUUUAAUGGUGCCUAUUUAGAGUUGGAAGUUGAACAGCUGUUGCAUUACAUACUUUUGCUUUUUUAUUGAAAUUUUGAAAUCAAACGUCUUGAUUUUUCUGUUCUGUUGAAUUGCUAUGUUCAGGAUGUUCUAGGGGGUGGGGGCAGGGACUCUUUUCGUAAUAAGCACUUGUUUUAUUUUGUGUGUGUGGAGUAUAAAGGCUACACCCUUAUUGUAAAAAAAUAAUAAAAUGAAACAAUCACCACCACCAUUAUUAAACUGUAACUUGUCUAGUAAAUUGUCACUAGAACUAUUUGCUGUGGGCAUUUCCUCUAUUCUGUUACGUCAUUAACAGUGCCUUACUGUGCAAGGCACCAAAGGACAUAAAUAUGUACUUGCAAAGAUUCCAGAUGAGCUGUUCAUGUGGGCCCCUUGCUGACUAUAUUCCAGCCACUUCAGGGUUGUUUGUAAUGACCGUUAUAGAGAAGGGCUCGACCUGCAGAAGAAACUGGGGUGUUUUUAUUCUCAUUCAACAAACCCAAAUAAAAACAGUAUAUGUAACCAA